Molecule: messenger RNA, 3654 nt
Organism: Scomber japonicus (chub mackerel)
Lineage: Eukaryota; Metazoa; Chordata; Actinopteri; Scombriformes; Scombridae
Gene: tmem260
Product: transmembrane protein 260
Exons: 17
Coding region: 142-2205 (687 amino acids)
Source: RefSeq, a predicted model, not a curated record
UCAGGUUGCUCACAUUACUUCUGGGGGAACAGAAGCGUUUCAAGUGAUGCCGGCAUAAACAAAACCUCUAAAAUAUUGUAUUAUUAAUUGGUGUCAUAUGAAAUUCACUUCAGCUGCAGUCUGACACCAAUCUUCAGGACGAUGUCUGCGGAGCAGAGGAAAAGCUGGAUACUGACAGGCGCUACGGUUGCUUGUGUCGCCGCUCUGUAUGUGCCUUGUGUGCAGAGGACCGUCCCCGGUGGAGAUUCAGGAGAACUGAUCACCACUGCUUGUGAGCUGGGGGUGGCCCAUCCUCCAGGAUACCCCCUCUUCACCCUACUAGCUCGCCUGGCUAUGUGUCUUCUGCCCUCACUCUCGCCAGCCCACAGCGCCAACUUGAUGAGUAGCCUGCUGGGGGCUGCAGCUUGUGGUGCCCUCUGCUUUACUGUCUGCAGAUUGGCAGGUCCCGGCCCUGGUGCAGUACUGGCUGGAGGACUCUUUGCUGUGUCCAGACUGAGCUGGCAGUGGUCCAUGGUUGCAGAGGUUUUCACACUCAACAACCUUUUUGUUAGUCUGCUCUUCUUCUUGACAGCCAGCUUCCACUCUGCUGAAAACACCACUCAGAGGAGGAAGAUUUCACAUUGGGGGGCGCUGUGCUGUGGUUUGGGGCUCUGUAACCAGCACACCCUAGUGUUGUAUGUGUUGGUCGUCAUUCCCUGGGUCCUUCACAGACUGUACUCUCACAGGGAGCUGUCUUUGCGUAGCCUUGUGUCUCUGGGAGUGUGUUUCCUGCUGGGUUUUCUGCCGUACAUCUACCUGCCCAUCUCCUCCUACAUCAACACAGCUCGCUGGAGCUGGGGGGACCAAACCAACCUGUCAGGCCUGCUGACCCACCUGCUGAGGGCUGAAUAUGGCACGUUUAGUCUGGCCAAGACGGAUAUCUCUGUGAACCUGACCACAAUGUUAAAGGCCCAGUUGGACCACUGCCUGGCAGACCUUUCCCUUCCUGUUCUGGUGCUGGCAGGAACAGGCCUCCUCCUCUCUUCUUGGGAUAGGACAUGUUGCUCAGUGUCCUGGCUGUUCACCACCAUGAUGCUGGUCUACUCACUAUUUUUUGCUUGGAGAGCCAACCUGGACAUCAAUAGACCUCUAAUGCUUGGAGUGGUUGAGCGUUUCUGGCUCCAGAGUGAUGCUGCAGUGUGUGUGCUGGCAGGCCUCGGCUUGAGCAGGACACACACUGGGCUGGAGAGGAGGCUGGGCCACGGGAGGCUGUGGAAGACCACAGGCUGGGUCCUCACCAUGACUCUGCUGGCACAUAUGGUGCACACCAAUCACAGGGAAUGUGAUCAGAGCAAAAACAGUGUGGUGGAGAGGUUCGGCAGUGAGCUUUUAGCUUCGAUCCCAAAAGACUCGAUCAUCCUGACCAGAGGAGAUCUGCCGGGAAACUCCCUCCGCUACCUGCACUACUGCCAGGAUAUGAGGCCCGAUGUAUGCCUGGUCGAUCAGGAGAUGAUGACAUACACUUGGUAUGUGGCCAAGCUGGGGCAGCACCACUCUGGGGUCUACUAUCCUGGUCGCUGGUGGGAUCCGGUCCACCCUGAGGGGAAAGACACCUUCAGUCUGGAGCAGUUUCUGUCCCACAACAGACAGAGGGAGGUGUUUGCCUGCAUUGGGCUGUCCGAUGGAGACCCAAGCUGGGGACGUAGCUUUUCCCGCUGGCCCCUGGGUGUGUGUGACUACUUAGUGCCCAUUCAGAGGCAGUUUCAUCCUGAAAAGUGGGCCCAACACACUCGCAACAUUUACAACUGGAGUGAGCCACACAACAGUUUCCAUCCUGCAUCCUGGGAGCGUGUGGCUAAUGAGGAGAUGUGGCAAGCCAGGAUGAAGACGGCUUUCUUUCUGUUUGACCUGGCAGAAGGGAUGGAGGGAGAGGGGAAAGCUCGCCUCUUUGAGCUGUCUUACACUCUGUAUAAGGAGAUUGUGGAGGCCCACUCAGACUACCCUACAAACUGGGACAAGAACUUGGCACUGGCCUGUGAGAGGCUGCUCCGCUCAGGUCACCGGGGCUACAGUCCAGACAGCCUGCUGACCUGCAGCACCCAGCACUUUAGUCUCUACUUAGAGAAGGAACCCACAGAUCCCCAGGCAGCUGCCAUACGCUCGGCUGUUACUCACCUGCUCAAAGAGAGAGACAAGCUCCGCCAGAGCCGGAGGCAAACCCCAUGACAACAUCCAGGGAGACCUACAGGGAGCUUGCGCCCUGAGAGUGUGCCACGAGCUCAGUCGAAGUGUGAGGUGAUGGGGACAAAGUCCAAGGCCUCUUUUGAGGCUUAGAAGGUGGUGCUCCAGAACAAUGCAGAAUGAUGGAGAGGUCUUUAAGGUUUUGGCUAAAUAGCCAAAUUGGACUUCCGAGUUGGGAGUUUGACUGAACGGUGAAAGCUGAUGCAGAAAUACUGGUCUGUACAGAACUCUGCGCUAAGGAUGGAGUUAAAAGUACUGAGCCAUGCUUCAGUGGAUGAAUGUUUACAGUUGACCAGGGACAGAGCUUGACUUCAGGAAGCCUUGACUGACCCCAAUCAAGCUGUGCGUGCUCCCCUUAAACUCAGCCAUUCGAUUGCUUUAUCAUUACAUCUCUUUCUUUUUUUUUUUUGUCCUCUUCUGCUCUCACAGCUUUUAACGUGCUGAUUAUUUUGCCUCAGCCUCUGCUCUAGUUCUCUUUUUCUCACAUUAGGUUGGCAAGGCAGAGAUUGAGGGAAACCCAAUUUAGGGGGCCGAAAUGGGGGAUUAGAGCCGUCGUUUAAUCUAGGACAGACUUGUGCUGUGCCACACAGUCCUCACUCCACAUCGCCAGCACUACACACCCACCACUCUAUCCAUCCAUCAGUCUAUCUUAGAUAGUCCUUUAAAUGUUUAAAACUAAUGGAUUCAUGAGUGUUUUUUUUCUCUCUCUCUCUCUCUCUUCCUUCCUAACGGGAGGGCUGUAAUCCCUCAUGGAUUUAAAUGAAAUGUGAAAUGUCACAAUGCCAGAGACCCUUUUAGAGGUUUGUUUCUGUGCGCAUGUGUGUUGAUUUGUGUUUGCAUGUCUGUGCGCGUGUACGUGUGAACAUGCUUAAAUCUCUUCCCAAGCCCCGCCGGAACCACAUAUACACAUAGUCAAUAAACAGAUUGGCACACGGAAAAGCAAAGUGCUUUGAUCAUCAGACAAGCACAAAGUCAUGCAAACUGCAGGGACACACGAAACCACCAGCUUCCAGGAAAAUGGACUUUUAGCCAUGUGAGGGUUUCUGGAAAGACAAUGUGACACCAGAAAUACUUGAACCCUACCUUUAUGUCUGACAUGUUCUCAGGAUCUGACACCUCAGUCACGCAGUGCUGAUUUUAUUGAAUGUUGUUCCAUGAAAUGCAUUAAUCAGAGGUCAAAUCAGUGUAAUGUCAAAAGCUUUAUGAAGCACUGGUGAAGGAGCCGGCUGUUCGAGAUGCCACUAGAAAGCAGAGGACAGUAAGUGCAUGUGUAGUUUUCUCAGAAUGUAAUCUGCCCUCUGUUUGCAGGCUUGGUUAGCGGCUGUCAGCUGGCUGGAUGAUGAGAGUCGACCUGUAAUACCGAUGGUUCAGUUUCUUAGAAAAGAAAGGGAAGAACUGUCACUCUGCUUCCUACCAUUUAAAUACUUCAAUAAA